AAGUUAGUGAAAUAAGCAAUCUCCUCUUAGAUUGAUAUGCUGUUUAUAUUGCUCUUGUUCAGGUACUUUGCUUGAUUGGUGAUGUAUCUUUUCUUCAUGAUACAAAUGGCUUGGCAAUUCUUAAUGAAAGGGUGAAGCGGAAACCCUUAACUGUUGUUGUAAUAAACAAUCAUGGUGGUGGAAUUUUCAGUCUUUUACCAGUUGCAGAAAGAGCUAAUCCUGAUGUACUGAACAAGUUCUUCUACACAUGUCAUAAUAUCUCAAUAAAAAGACUCUGUACUGCCCAUAGUUGUUUGGUUUUGUAGUGUGAAACAUUUUUUAGUGCGGACGAUGUCUGAACUUCAAAAUGCUUUAUCCAAAUCUCAGCAGGAGCAGUAUGAUUGCGUGAUUGAAGUCGAGAGUAGUAUUGUGGAAAAUGCCAAUUUUCACAGAAUAAUAAACAAAUUUUCUUCUGAAGCUGCAAAUAAGACACUGAACUUCUUAUUAACAAACAUGGAAAAUCGCCUCUUUACCCACAAAAUCCACAAGGUGGAAUACUCAUUGUAUAGAAUCCAACUUUGUGCUCCACUGACUUCAAGUUUAUUAAAUGGUGAAAUGGAGAGUUUCUUCCAUGAAGGCUUUAUCCUAAGAAUAUAUUUGGACAAUAAUAUUGUAGGAUUGGGCGAGGUUGCCCCAAUUGAAAUCCAUGCAGAGGAUCUUUUAGAUGUCGAGGAGCAGUUAAGGUUCUUGGUGCAUAAGUUGGUAGGAUCAAACAUAAGUUUUAUUCCAUUGCUCAGAGGCUCAUUUUCUGAAUGGAUUUGGAGAUCCUUAGCAAUACCAGCCUCAUCCAUUUUUCCAAGUGUUAAGUGUGGAUUGGAGAUGGCUAUCCUCAAUACCCUGGCAAUGAAUGAAGCAUCCAGUUUCUUUGAUGUGAUCUCUGGUUAUGGGAGCUCCUCAGUUGAACCUCUGUUGGAUGCAGAUGGUAAUGAUGGUCCAAAACAGAUAGAGAUUUGUGCUCUCAUUGAUCAUAGUGGUUCACCAAAAGAGAUAGCUGAUGUUGUGUACCAAUUAGUUGACGAGGGUUUCAACACAAUAAAACUGAAGGUAGCACGAAGAAAAAAUCCUCUUGAAGAUGUAGAAGUCAUCAGAGCCAUCAGGCAAGUGGUUGGUUACAAAAUCAACAUCCGUGUUGAUGCAAACCGGAAGUGGACAUAUGAGGAGGCAUUGCAAUUUGGAUCUUGUGUAAAACAUUUCCACUUGCAAUUCAUUGAGGAACCUGUUAAUAGGGAAAUGGAUAUUCUCAAAUUUUGCGAUGAAAGCAGUUUGCCAGUAGCACUAGAUGAGACAAUUGACAAUCUUAAGGGAGAUCUCUUUCAUGGACUUAAAAAGUUCGCUCAUCCAGGAAUUGUUGCUAUUGUUAUCAAACCGAGUGUUCUUGGAGGAUUUGAAAAUGCAGCUACAGUAGCAAAGUGGGCUCAGUUGCAUAAGAAGAUAGCCAUUGUCAGUAGCGCAUUUGAAAGCAGUGUGAGUUUGUCGGUGUAUAUACAGUUUGCAUAUUAUCUGGAGAGGCAGAAUGCUGCAGUUUGCAAAAUAGAGGGAAGGGAAUUAAAUGCAGCAAUAGCCCAUGGCCUUGGAACAUAUCGUUGGCUGAAGGAAGAUGUAACUUCCAGUGGCAUAGAUAUUUGCAUGUCAUCGGAUAGGUACAGACUGGUAGCAUCUGUCGAGAAAGCUGAGAAUUUUUUAAAGCUUGUGCAAAUCAAUAAAGCAAAUAUUCAGAAAAGCUACUCCGAAGAACAAACUAGUGCUUAUCAAACUGAAGUUGAUGGAGAGUUUUUUAGCUGUUCAUUCAAGUUUCUGAAAGUUGGUCAAAACCUAAACAAUAGAACGGUUGUCUUUCUUCAUGGCUUCUUGGGUACAAGUGAAGAGUGGAUCCCAAUUAUAAGGAGUAUAUCAGCUAGCGUGCAUUGCAUUUCCAUUGACCUACCUGGCCAUGGGGAGUCAAAGUUACAAUCACUAGUGGAUAAGAGUUCUAAACAAAGAUUGGAUUUAUCUGUUGAAUCUGUUGCAAAUAUAUUGCUAAAGUUGAUCUCUGGUAUCACUAGUGGAAAGGUCAUUCUUGUUGGCUAUUCAAUGGGUGCCAGGAUUGCAUUAAACAUGGCAGUCAAGUACAAAGAAAAGGUCAUUGGAGCUGUCAUAAUCUCGGGAAGCCCAGGAUUAAGAAAUGAAACAACCAAAAGAAUCCGUGUUGCCCAAGAUGAAGCAAAGGCAAACUUUCUAGUGGAACAUGGUUUGGAGUGCUUUCUGGAUUUAUGGUACUCUGGCAUCCUAUGGAGAAGCUUAAGGGGCCAUCCUAACUUCAGCCAUAUUAAGAGCUCUCGCAGCAGGCAUAAAGACAUACAGGGUCUUGCAAAUGUUCUAUCGAGCUUAAGCGUUGGGAAGCAAUUGUCUUUGUGGGAUGACUUAAAACACUUGCAAACGCCACUGCUCUUCAUCGUGGGAGAAAAGGAUACAAAGUUCCGGGAGAUUGCACAGCAGAUGUGCAGUGAAAUCGAGAGAGGUUCCAUAGCUGACCAACACCGGCAACGAAAGCUAUUUGACACAAUUGUCGUACCAGAUUGUGGUCAUGCUGUACAUCUAGAGAAUCCUCUUUGUGUGAUCAAUGCAGUGAGCAAAUUUGUGGAAAGAUGGGGGCAGAAAUGAUGCAGUUAUGGGCUUAUGGCACAUUUAUCGGCUAUUUUUUCCCGUUCUCGGAUCUCAUUAUUCCGAUAAUAAUCACAAAGAUCAGUGUGACCCAUUUAUGGCUAAAGAAAUCGUGUAAGAUAAGACAUUAAUUAAUAUGUUAGGGAGGGGAAAAAAAAUGUACUGUGUAUUUUUGUGAAUGAAGCCGAAGUAUAAUGCUUUUGCUUUUCAGAGCCC
Molecule: messenger RNA, 2895 nt
Organism: Zingiber officinale
Lineage: Eukaryota; Viridiplantae; Streptophyta; Magnoliopsida; Zingiberales; Zingiberaceae
Product: protein PHYLLO, chloroplastic-like
Exons: 14
Coding region: 331-2679 (782 amino acids)
Biological process (GO): amino acid catabolic process; menaquinone biosynthetic process
Molecular function (GO): 2-succinyl-6-hydroxy-2,4-cyclohexadiene-1-carboxylate synthase activity
Source: RefSeq, a predicted model, not a curated record